UUUGGCUCAGGGGGUGUCUCGACGUUUGCAGUGUGUAGUUGCUAUCGCCUACCAUCAAAGGCAUAACACAAAGUUUUUAUCGUUUUUUUAUCCUUCAAUGCCAGGAAGCACCCCGCGAACCAUGUUCACCGCUCGCGCGCUGUCUCAGGAAACUGAGGCGCCUCUCUCCGAGCAGGAGAAGGGGAAGGUGUCGAACCCCGACCGCUAUGCCAGCUCGGCCCUCACGCGGUGCCCAACGGCAGAGCUUCCCCCCUUCGACGACCAGGGCGACGACGCGCACGAGGAGAGCUGGGGCGCCGCUGCGCUGCAGAAGGACGGCGACGCGCCGGCGCUCCUCGAGUUGGCGCCCUUCGAGACGGUGCCCCUCAGAGGCCACCGCCCCCGGAGGGGCUCUGCGAUGCCAGCUUCGGAGGAGGCCCCGCUCAGGCGCCUCCGGUCCGAGGCGUACUGGGAGCAGAGGGCCGCCGUCGCCCGGCGGCCGGCGGGCUCGCGUUGGGAGCUGGGCGUGCGGAAGCGCCGCCAGUGCCUCGACGAAGAGGGCUGCCUCGGGCCCGCGGCGGCCCCGACGCCGGCCGCAGAAGGCGCCGCAGGCGCCGGAGCAGCGGCGGCCGCGCCGCCGGCAGCAGGAGCCGCCGAGGGCAAGGGCGCGGAGGGCGGCCUCAAGAGUUGGGCGGGCGCCAUCUCGAGGGAGUUGCGCCGCAGGCCUCUCGUGCCGGUUCUCUAGGUCUCGAUGCUUCCUGGUUGGGGCAAUCCGCACAGGAGGUUUUUUUGUUUCGUUAUGCUCGGCAAGAGGGGUCCUUACGGGGCCUCGGGAUCGUCAGAAAAUGGUUCAGGAUGAGCGCUGCAGCGACGAGCUCAGACUGUAACCCUUCGGCGAGCCCGACUGUGCUGCCCGAUGCCUUCGGAGCAUUAGGUAGUGGGUAGUAUUGCCGACUCCCACACUCGUGAUAGCGUCCACCAGUACAAUCACACACCGUGUGAAAACAUUGGCUCUUCAUGUCGUCGUAAAAACACGGUCCUGGGGAAGAGGUCCGGAC
Messenger RNA from Prorocentrum cordatum, 1037 nucleotides. Lineage: Eukaryota; Dinophyceae; Prorocentrales; Prorocentraceae. The record is from the annotation of a GenBank genome assembly.